Messenger RNA from Amorphotheca resinae ATCC 22711, 720 nucleotides. RefSeq lists its product as hypothetical. Gene Ontology annotation, molecular function: guanosine deaminase activity. The transcript is spliced from 3 exons. Gene Ontology annotation, biological process: purine nucleoside catabolic process. Bases 1 to 720 code for a protein of 239 amino acids. The record is from RefSeq and is a predicted model, not a curated record. Lineage: Eukaryota; Fungi; Ascomycota; Leotiomycetes; Helotiales; Amorphothecaceae.
AUGCUCUAUCCGUUGUCGAUUCUCGCUCUCGUCCUUCUGGCUUUGAUCCACACCACUCACGGAAACGGCGAUGGACAAAUCAGUGCCACUCCCCACUCUUCAGAUGCGAUCCCGUACGAGACUCGAGUGUAUUGGAUGCGCCGGGCCAUUUCCGCACUGGCAGAACUCGACUCCCCAUGUCCAUUCGCAGCAUUCGGGUCGGUGGUCGUGAACCACACCGACACAUCUGAUCCCAAGGGAAAACUGGUCUGCAUGGGUGUGAAUCAGGCAGCGCAUGUUGGAAAUCCUACUCUACACGGUGAGAUGGCGACGAUUGAGAAUUGCUCCAAGGUCCUUACGGACCUGGAUGGUCUGUAUAGGUUGAGUCCUUCGGAGGCUUUGAAAGCCUACUCGCAAUUGAGCCUAUACACAACCGCAGAGCCUUGUCCAAUGUGUGCCUCUGCAAUACGCUGGUCGGGCUUCGCAGAAUGUAUCUAUGGCACCAGUAUCGAGACACUCAUCAACAGGGGCUUCGGCCAGAUCUCAAUACCGUCCCAGGAAGUGUUUGCAGAGUCGACCAAAUUGCCGGGGGAGACGGUUCUGAUCGCGGAUGUUUUGGCAAAUGAGACGGACCCGUAUUUUUCAUGGCAGUUUAAUCACAGCUAUCCGUGUCCAAAGGGGUGUGAAAGGGGUAGUAGGGAUAAAUUUUGCAAGCUGCAGGUGACUGACCACGAAUUAUGA